UCAAAAAGUUAAAAUAAAAAAGAAAAUGUCAACCAUCGAAAAUAACGAACAAAAGCCUGUAAAAAUAAACGGAAUUUCAAAUGGGCAAAUUAAUGAAAAUGGCAAAUUAAAUGGAAUAGCUAAAGAUACAAAUGCACAAGUAAAGACUCCAACAACUAAUGGAACUACUUCUGUUAAUGGUGUUGUAGCUAUUAAUUCUCCUGUGAGUUUGCUAUUACAAAUUAGCUAA
Molecule: messenger RNA, 229 nt
Organism: Meloidogyne enterolobii
Lineage: Eukaryota; Metazoa; Nematoda; Chromadorea; Rhabditida; Meloidogynidae
Source: the annotation of a GenBank genome assembly